Dermacentor andersoni is the source of this 1365-nucleotide messenger RNA. RefSeq lists its product as uncharacterized. The record is from RefSeq and is a predicted model, not a curated record. NCBI's taxonomy places the organism in Eukaryota, Metazoa, Arthropoda, Arachnida, Ixodida, Ixodidae.
CGCGCUUGGCAACGGAAACUUCCGUUCAGUACGCGAAACUUGCCGACCACACGGCUACUUCUCCACUCCACUGCCUACCUGCUAGACUCCUUAGCAGUCAAGUACAUUCUGAGGAAAACGCCAGAUAUCCUAUUGGUUCUGACGAUGGCCUUCUCUCUUCUGCCUUUCGACCAACUCAACGUCAAGCAAUUACAGAUGGUCGCCGCGCAAAGACGGAGGAACGGUUUUCAUGCUUACUACACCGGCGGAUUUGAUGCCACGAAAAAGCAGUUCGGUUUCAUAACACCCGGGUAUUUAUUGCAAGGCUGUUCUAUCACCACAGUCUUCAUGUAUCCAAGCCCCGGUGGCGCGGCAGGUGGCUCAAGCACAACGUAUAGGACUAACCUUGGUCAGUACAACAAACAUUUGAGGUCUUCAGUGACUCUAACAUUCGAGGGAUAUACCGAUGCGUACGUGGAAUACUGGUACGAAAAUGUGAAACAGUCUGGCUACGACCUUAGCAGCAGAGACAUGAAGGGUUUCCAUGUUGUCCAGUACGAAGUCAACCAAAACGGCCUGCAGGUGAUCGUCGACGGUGAGUCGGUUAUUCCUCCAGGCACCAUCACAGGUGUGGACGAGUACACGGUUUAUUACACCAACAGUAUCUUGGAAUUCGCCCCGUUCGCGUUCUUCGAGGCGCACUACACCAUGGACGACGUGGCAGCCAUUAUCAAUAUUCCUGCCUAUUACAACAGCGAUAAAGACUUCUUUUUUCAUCACGACAACGUAGACAUCUCCGUCGGUGGCUACGCGCUGUGGAAUGGAACGUGGUCACCGGGACAGGAUGUAACGGUGAUAGGCGACGGGCUGGCCGGCGAUUUCUAUGUACCGCAGACGGGAAAGUUGGUGGCACUGGUGAAAGUCUACAGGAACGGGUCCACCUUUUUUUCGGACUCCGACGACCCGUUGACAGCUCCAACAGUGAAGGCCUCGAACAACUGCUUUGGCUUGUAUUCACUGCGUAUCCUUCCGAGUCCACAUAACCUCGUAGAAUUCAAAGCCGCCCUGCAGCGUCUCCUUAUAGGGCUCCAUGGUGGCUGGCUGGCGCUGCUGCCCAAAACUGCACGUCUACGCAUGGCUACUUCCUUCCCUCCGCUACCUGAUCGCUCUCAUAAAAGAGUGCGCACCAAAGAAGUGCUUAAAUUUUAUGCCGAAACGCUGAGAACUUACCCCCUUAUCAAGUAGUCCAAUAUGAGAAAGGAGAAAAAACAACAAGAAUGAUCUCCCCUUUCUUCGUCUUUGAAUGUCUACUUCAAACUAUUGGCCGCAGCUAUAAAGCACCUACACUGGCAAGUGGCGACUUCCUCUUGGAACUUCGUGGCAAAA